AUGGAUCCUACCGAACCUGCGCCCGAGAACGUACCGCCCUACAUCGCGGCAGCCCGCCGGCAUGGGAUACCGCUCCGCCAGAGCGCCCCCAUCAGACGGGGUCCUAUGCCCCUUCAGCUUCCCAUCCUCGAGCAUCUCAAGACCAAGAGAGUUAUUCUGGCAUCAGCAUCACCGAGGCGGAAAGCUCUUCUCAGCCAGCUUGGCUUGGACAACGUCGAAAUCUUCCCAUCAGACAAGCCCGAAGACGUCCAAAAGGGCAAGAUUACCCCCGAAGAAUAUGUCGCCGAGACCGCCCGCCGCAAGAUCCUGCACGUAUACGAGCAGGCCCUGUUGCAGCAAGAAGAGGACGAAAAGAAGAAGGACGUAGAGAGGCCCGCCGAUCCCGCUCUCGUCAUCUCCGCCGACACGGUCAUCGCUACACGCUCCGGUCGGAUCCUCGAGAAGCCGCGCGACGAGCAGGACCAUAUCCGCAUGCUGAAACACCUUCGCGACACGCGCGUACAUCGUGUAUUGACGGCCGUAUGUGUGCUCGCUCCCAAGGAGAACCUUACCCACCCUGGAUAUGAGCUGGAGACGCACGUGGAAGACACCGAGGUCUACUUUGCGCAGGCCAAGGACGGAUUGCCCGAUGACGUAAUUGAGGCAUACGUCAAGACACGCGAGGGUGCGGAUAAGGCUGGCGGUUAUGCCAUCCAGGGCAUUGGAGGCAUGGUGCUGGUUGAAAAGAUUGAGGGCAGCGUGGACAAUGUGAUUGGGUUGCCGGUCAGGAAAACCUUGCAGUUAGCAGAGAAGGUGAUCUUCAACCAAGGGUACGAGGAUGAAGUUAUUGGCAGCGAUGAGGAGGAUGAAGAGGAAUAA
Molecule: messenger RNA, 858 nt
Organism: Sordaria macrospora k-hell
Lineage: Eukaryota; Fungi; Ascomycota; Sordariomycetes; Sordariales; Sordariaceae
Molecular function (GO): nucleoside triphosphate diphosphatase activity
Source: RefSeq, a predicted model, not a curated record